AUGUCUCAGCAAGUGACCACAGACCAAGAGCCUGGCAUUUUCCUAAUGUCACGGGAUGCUAAUAUCUCUGCCAAUGUCAGCUUUAUUCCUGUGCAAUGUACCAUCUUCCUGUCGUGCCUAUACAGCAUCAUCUUUGUUUUCAGCCUACCAAUGAACAUUGUUGUGCUCUGGGCUAUGUGGCCCCAAGUCAUAACAUCCUUAGGUGUACCGGUUUAUGCGGUCAGUCUACUUUGUGCUGUCCUUUUGGAAAUUAUAACCUUGCCUUUUGGGGUGGCAUACAUGCUUGGUAGAUUGCCAUUGAGUUCUAUGUCAUGCUUAAUUAUUUCUCUCAUCCCCACUAUUGCACAGAGGGUUGCAGUCACUUUUGUUGUCUGGAUAUUUGUGGUACGAUAUGUGGCUGUGGUUCACCCACUAGGCUAUGGAAGGCUGUGCAAGGGUUGGAUCUGCAGUCUAACAAGCAUUAGUAUAUGGCUCUUACUUAUUUGUAUUUCUUUAGUGCAGCCAAUGACCUCUGAACUUAAAACAGAACAGUGCUUCCCAACAUACCAAGUGGUAACAGAACUGGCCUUAUUUGACUUGAUUACCACCUUUGUCUUUGGUCUGUUUCCUUUGGUUCUACUGGGUACCAUUUGUAUUCUUAUUUUUUGUGCCCUAAGAAAUUCACCAACAGUUUGCAUAAAACAAAGACGAAGAAUUAACACUCUGCUCCUAUUAGUUGUGUUUGGAUUUGGAUUUCUAUGUUGUCCUAUGAAUUUGGUUCGUGCUUACCAGUGCAUUCUUGUCUUACUUGGUCAACCUCCUAACAAGGUUAACAAUGGUUUCCUCCUGACAUACCAAUUACUGUUUGCUCUCAGCAGCCUUAGUGUAGUGCUGACUCCUCUCUUCUAUGCCUUCAGCUCCAGUGAAGUGAAGAAGAAACUAUGGGAACUAUUUGCGAAAAAUAAACCAAUGGAUGUACCCACUAACACAUGACAACUAUGUUCUGGUUUCACAACAAGAAAUCAGUAAUGAAGUCAGUGGGAUACAGAAUCUGGUCAUUACAAA
Bombina bombina (fire-bellied toad) is the source of this 1044-nucleotide messenger RNA. Its product is annotated as CX3C chemokine receptor 1-like. Gene Ontology annotation, molecular function: G protein-coupled receptor activity. The record is from RefSeq and is a predicted model, not a curated record. Gene Ontology annotation, cellular component: membrane. Gene Ontology annotation, biological process: G protein-coupled receptor signaling pathway. Lineage: Eukaryota; Metazoa; Chordata; Amphibia; Anura; Bombinatoridae. The transcript has a single exon. The coding region runs from base 1 to 972 and encodes 323 amino acids.